AUGACACAAGUCCACAGUCUGGCAGAAUCCACAGAGUCCUUGGCUCUGAUCGGCAGACAUGGACAAGUACGACGGUGAACCGAGUCCCAGAGAGCGAGAACGGCUGAAGAUCCGCCGGGACAGCGACUCCAAGGCGGCACAACUGGCCAAGAUGGAGAAGUUGAUGCAGCAGACCAAAGACCUGAUGGACAAAAGGACAGAGUCCGGGUCGGAGAAGGUCCAAGAGAACCUGGUGGAGGACCUGGAGGAGAAGGUGCGCUCCAGCCGGCGUCACAGGAGGAACUCUCUGCACCAGACUCAGAUGCUGGAGAGCCAGAUGAAGACGGUGAAGGGGGAGCUGGUGGGGACCCUGGACCACCUCCAGGAGCUGCGCAACGUCCUGCAGCGCUCGCAGCAGAAGGCGGAGGAGCGCAAGGCGGCCAUGGAGAAACUGGCGGCCGGCCUCAGGUGAACACCAGAGAAACUGGCGGCCGGCCUCAGGUGAACACCAGAGAAACUGGCGGCCGGCCUCAGGUGAACACCAGAGAAACUGGCGGCCGGCCUCAGGUGAACACCAGAGAAACUGGCGGCCGGCCUCAGGUGAACACCAGAGAAACUGGCGGCCGACCUCAGGUGAACACCAGAGAAACUGGCGGCCGGCCUCAGGUGAACACCAGAAGCUUCUGGGACAAACUCACUGACCAAAGACUUUUGCCACAAACCUUCUUUUGGAGAAAUAAAUGCAACAAGACAUUUUGCUCUCCUUUCAUAAUUCUUCCAUGCUGAUCAUUAGUCCAAU
Entelurus aequoreus (snake pipefish) is the source of this 778-nucleotide messenger RNA. RefSeq names its product coiled-coil domain-containing protein 18. NCBI's taxonomy places the organism in Eukaryota, Metazoa, Chordata, Actinopteri, Syngnathiformes, Syngnathidae. The transcript has 2 exons. The coding region runs from base 59 to 451 and encodes 130 amino acids. The record is from RefSeq and is a predicted model, not a curated record.